Messenger RNA from Striga hermonthica, 714 nucleotides. Lineage: Eukaryota; Viridiplantae; Streptophyta; Magnoliopsida; Lamiales; Orobanchaceae. The record is from the annotation of a GenBank genome assembly.
AUGGCCAUGGCUAAUUCCCUGUGCUACACCAGCCCGUUCCAGAUAAAAUCCCCAUCGGAGCAGAAGCCCCAGCUGCAACUACCCGGAGCUGGCCUCACGCGCCGCUCGCUUCCCUCUCUGAGAUUCACACCGGCGGUUAGGCCCUCUUCCUCGACCGCGCCGGUUUUUGCGGCCGCCUCCGCCGGCGCAGUUGAAGCCGAGCCUAAAUCGAGAGCUGCUACCCCCGCGAAGGCCCUGCCCUUUCGCGUGGGCCACGGGUUUGACCUUCACCGGCUCGAGCCGGGCUACCCUCUUAUCAUCGGCGGCGUUAACAUCCCUCACGAUCGAGGCUGCGAGGCCCAUUCAGAUGGUGAUGUGCUGCUGCAUUGUGUGGUUGAUGCAAUAUUGGGGGCACUCGGGCUUCCGGAUAUCGGGCAGAUCUUUCCGGACAAUGAUCCUAAAUGGAAAGGCGCACCAUCUUCCGUUUUUAUGAAGGAGGCCGUUCGCCUAAUGCAUGAGUCGGGCUAUGAACUAGGUAAUUUGGAUUCCACUCUGAUUCUGCAAAGACCAAAGUUGAGCCCCCAUAAGGAGGCUAUCAGGGCAAAUUUAUGCGAACUACUCGGGGCUGACCCUUCUGUCGUGAAUCUAAAGGCAAAAACGCACGAGAAGGUUGACAGCCUCGGGGAAAAUAGGAGUAUUGCUGCACACACAGUCGUUCUUCUUGUGAGGAAGUAA